This is a messenger RNA of Mizuhopecten yessoensis (Yesso scallop), 3303 nucleotides long. Its product is annotated as melatonin receptor type 1A-like. The transcript has 2 exons. Bases 1260 to 2390 code for a protein of 376 amino acids. Gene Ontology annotation, biological process: G protein-coupled receptor signaling pathway. The record is from RefSeq and is a predicted model, not a curated record. Gene Ontology annotation, molecular function: G protein-coupled receptor activity. Lineage: Eukaryota; Metazoa; Mollusca; Bivalvia; Pectinida; Pectinidae. Gene Ontology annotation, cellular component: membrane.
GCAGCCAGAUUCCUCGGAGUUGUACCACAGGACUGUACACCGCACAUGCUGCUGUUCAACCAAUGGUUGCUAGGGAAGCAGACUGAUCACCAAUGACAGUAGAGUAUGGAGUCACAUCCAAUACUGUCUUUAUAGAUCUACUAACACUUAGACAUGCAGCCAGCUGUAGGUAUGACCACAGUGCUGUACUGGAAUACCAAUAACUGCGAGUAGUGCCUGUGAGAGCUUGGAAGUGGGCAACACUGGUAGCAAACACUGCCUGGAUUAAAGGGCCGGUGAGGUGAGUGGAGCUCACACAAGACACGCAGCCGCCAGUGGUCGCCAUUGGUUUUACUUCUCAGGGCAUCCGAGACUGGAGCAGGAUAUUACAGAACUUAUAGUCCCUUUGGUGACAGGAAUAAUUACAACCUCCACGCUAUUUAAUAUAAACUCUUACCUAUUCCUUUAAAAAAAAAAAUUGUCAUCAAGUUUCUUCAUAAGAUCAAACAAACUGAAAAACAUAUGACAAAAUUGAAUUAUUAUUUUAUUCAAUUUUUCUAAACCAUGAAACAAUCUUAUCAUAUUUGAAAGUGAUAAAUAAUCCAGAUUCUAUAAUCAGAUAAAGGGUUCGACAGCGUGUCCACUACCUUUUAGAGACAUCUUGUGUCACACGAGAAGCAGACCUAAGUUUAUGAAACAGAACCUGUGCCACAACAAGCAUGUCAACAAAGGAUUAAAACGUUGUUUUGAAUGUUAUUUCUCAUAAACUGCGGAAUUGAUCCGCAACUGAAGGACUAGGAUAAUCUGGGGACAAAAUUGUUCUCCACACAAACGCCUAUAUACAUCUUACACAGAGCGAUAAAUGACCGUCAACUGCCAAUCCAGUUUUUUCUGUCCACGGUAGCCAUGAACACACAGUCCCCAAGCCAGAAAAUUCCUGAAGAUUAAUUGGAAGUGGUGGCUUGCAGUUGAUGCCAAAACCUUGUGAUGUCCUGUGGAUUAAGCUGUCAGUAACUCGGCUACCUAUUUGACAGAUAUCAAUACAGUCAGUAUCAUAUUGUCAUUCCACAUUCAUCCGCCCAUCAAUAAAUGGAUUUUGUUCCACGAUUUCUCCACUGAUUUUUUCCAGUCAAAUGAUUUUUAUUCAAAUGUCAACGCACCUGAUCAGAGACAGAUCAUAGGCUAAUACUUGGAAGUAUUACAGUUCACCCUGUCCGGUGAUAGAUGUACAACUGGCUAAUAUCUCCGGAAAGUCUGUGCUCCCUUUAUCAGUGAUAAAAAUGUCCCUGGCCGGACUGUCUGGCAAAGACAAUUCCUUGGACAUUCCAAUAUUAUACAACUUUACGAAAACUGCGAUGAAUAAUCUUGUGGAUACCAACACAACAAAUCUGACAGAUGUGGGAGCUGUCGGUCCCUCCCAGACAGCACUACAUAUUGGAGGUAUUAUAAUGCUCCUGGCCCUUCUCUCAGGAUUGUUUGGGAACUUUUUAGUCAUGAUUGUAAUAUUCACCAAGCGAGAUCUCAGCAACAUAAUCAACAUCUUCAUCAUCAGCCUGUGUAUCAACGACAUAAUCAACCUUGGGUUCAACAACAACAUGGUACUCCUCUCCUAUUUCCUAGGACGUUUUCCAACAGGAAUGCUCGGAUGUGAAUUAGCCACGCACUUUAGUGUUUUGCUUAUGGGAUCAUCUUUGUGGCAUACUGGACUCAUAGCCAUUCAUCGCCUAAUUGUUGUUGUAUUCAACAAUUUUUACAAAAUAAUUUCUAAGAAAGCGUAUACCAUAUUUGUGCUAGUAUUUGCUCGUGUCGUGCCGCUUCUGUUUCUGUGUCAACCAUCACUAGGCAACAUGGCCUACUAUGAGCCGAAACUUCUCCGAUGCAUUGUGAAGAAAAAUUACGGACCUUUCACACUGCUGGUUAGUGUGUUUCUGAUGAUGCUACCAUCAGUCAUCCUCAUCGUUUGUUACAUUGCAAUUUUCAUCAAAGUGCAUCAGUCUUCAAGAGCAUCAAGAGUGUCACGUCAACGUGAAUGGCUCAAACGUGAGAUAAAAAUCACCAAAAUGUUUGGUAUGGUGUUUCUCCUAAUCUUGAUUGGGUACCUUCCAUAUGGAAUUGUGCGAGCAAUGGACAAGCGUUUGGAAUGGCAUGCAGAUUUUUAUGUGGCAAUUACAGUGUUCUUUGCCAUAGCAAACAGCAGUAACCCCAUAGUAUAUGGAAUAAUGGAUAAACAAAUACGACAGCAAUGUUUCAAUGCACUGCAUAUCAGAAUGUCAAAAGAGGAUGCCAAUAAUGGAAAUAUCACAUCAAGUUCAAGGAUGUCCCAUAAUGGCUACAAGGACAAAGAGGAGGUCACUGAGGAUGUCCCACUCAACAAUUCAAAGACAGAUUCAGAAAAGGAAGUGAAGUCGUAAACUUACUACUGGAUUUUUUUUCUUUAAAACUGAAUUAACUUCAUGAAGAUUUUCUCAACCUAAAGCAAUUGAUAUGUUAUGUGAUUAUUGCAAAAUUUAUCAUGUCUGAGGAUUCAAGACUGCCUUGGUAAAUAUGUUGCUGAGGUUACUAUGUAUCAUGAUCCUUCAAGAAUUGAAUGUCUCAUAGUUUCCAAGGUAACCUUGCAUAGUCAUCCUCUGGAGAAAAAAAAUGUUUCCAUGGUAACCAAAUUUAAUGACAUCAUAAGAACAAUGUUUCAGCAAAAUUUGUGUUUAUAAGGUCAUAUUGUUUCAUGAUUGCCUCAGUAAAAUGUUUCUAUGGUAACCUUGUCUGAUGAUCCUUUAAAGACCAAGCCUCUGUAAAAUGUGUUUCUAUGGUAACCUUGUCUGAUGAUCCUUUUAAGACCAAGCCUCAGUAGAUUGUGUUUCUAUGGUAACCUUGUCUGAUGAUCCUUUUAAGACCAAGCCACAGUCAAAUGUGUUUCUAUGGUAACCUUGUCUGAGGAUCCUGUUAAGACAAAGCCUACGUAAAAUGUGUUUCUAUGGUAACCUUUUCUGAUGAUACUUUAAAGACCAAGCCUCAGUAAAUUGUGUUUUUUUGGAACCUUGUCUGAUGAUCUUUUCAGACCAAGCCUCAGUAAAUUGUGUUUUUUUGGUAACCUUGUCUGAUGAUCCUUUUAAAAUCAAGCCACAGUCAAAUGUGUUUCUAUGGUAACCUUGUAUGAGGAUCCUGUUAAGACAAAGCCUACGUAAAAUGUGUUUCUAUGGUAACCUUGUCUGAGGAUCCUGUUAAGACAAAGCCUAAGUAAAAUGUGUUUCUAUGGUAACCUUUUCUUAUGAUACUUUAAAGACCAAGCCUCAGUAAAUUGUGUUUCUAUGGUAACCUUGUCUGAGG